AUGGGCACCGCACUCAUCCUCUCGCCCCUUUUCUACUUCACCUGGUUGCGGACAGCCACCUCGAAUGCAAACUUUUACUUUGCCGCUGCUCUUAUACACAGUCUUGGGCGUACCCAAAUUCUUUCUCAGUUGACUGCCGGCUACAUGCGGUUUCAAUUCUACCAAAGGUACGGCAAAGAGCCCCGUCUUUCAAACGGUGUCAAACUGGUUCCAAAGAUGCAGCUUUAA
Molecule: messenger RNA, 228 nt
Organism: Dibothriocephalus latus
Lineage: Eukaryota; Metazoa; Platyhelminthes; Cestoda; Diphyllobothriidea; Diphyllobothriidae
Source: the annotation of a GenBank genome assembly